Mesorhabditis spiculigera is the source of this 1428-nucleotide messenger RNA. The record is from the annotation of a GenBank genome assembly. NCBI's taxonomy places the organism in Eukaryota, Metazoa, Nematoda, Chromadorea, Rhabditida, Rhabditidae.
AUGACGGAGAACACUAGAACGAAGCUGCUCGGCAAUCCGCUGGAGCCCAGCUAUCAUCUGGUCGCCUCAGCCAACACAAUGGAAAAUGGAGACUUCAAUGUGGUGGAAAAGAAGCACCGUAACGUGCACGGGAUGGGCUGGCUGGUCACGUGUCUUUUCAUCGUCGGCGAGACGGCCGGAGGCGGGUUGAUCGCCCUCCCUUCCGCUCUGGCCAAUGCUGGCCUUCCCGCCGGCCUCCUCAUCAUUUUUGUCGUCGCCGCAGCUUGCAUGAAAUUUGUCUCGCUUUGUCUGGACUUUACUUGCUUUGGGACGGCCGUUGUCUUCUUGUUGCUAGCUGCUAAAAAUAUUGAGAGCUUCUUAUUGGCGUUGGGAGGAGUUGAGCUCGGCUUCUGCCAAAUCCUGAUCGUGGUGGCGAUUUUCAUCUUUCCGAUCACCCUACUAAAAAGCCCUAAAGAUUUCUGGUGGGCCGUCAUGCUCGCCAUGGUCACCACUACCAUCGCCGUCUCCCUGAUCAUCUACGGCUCGAUGGAGGACUACCCAACCUGCUCAAAACACGUCGCAUAUGCCGAAUUCUCGUUUGAAAAAACAUUCAUGUCCUUCGGUACGGUAGUUUUUGCGUACGGUGGUCACGGAGCUUUUCCUACCAUCCAACACGACAUGCGGGAGCCGUACAAGUUUGGAAAAUCUUGCACUGCGGCUUUCAUUUUGGUAUGCAUCAUGUACUUGCCGGUGUCGUUGACGGGGUACUUUACGUAUGGUGGAGCACUUUUGGAUACGAUCAUCCCUUCACUGCAAAACUCAAAUCUUCAAAUUGCGGUGAACUGUUUGAUCACGCUGCACGUCAUCUUAGCGCUGACGAUCAUGUUUAACCCGAUGAAUCAGUCGUUUGAAGAAUUGUUAGGAGUACCACAUGAUUUUGGCUGGCAACGCGUAGCUGCUCGUACCGUCACUAUGGCGGCAGUCGUCUUCGUAGCCGAAUCUAUCCCAAAUUUUGGCCCGCUGCUUGACCUUGUUGGAGGCUCCACCAUCACCCUAAUGGCCCUAAUCUUCCCGUGCAUUUUCAACCUAUACCUCAACACUAGCAAGGCGAAGUACGGGGAUGAGGCUACGAAGGACGAGGAGCGGGUCACGAUCUCUGAUAUUCUUCAAUAUACCCCGAAGCGAAAGUUGGUCAUCAACAUCUUGGUGUUGACAAUGGCCCUUGUUGGCGGAAUGGCAGCUACAUUCUCUGCCAUCGACAUCUUGGUUACGGUCGAUUUCCACCCGCCCUGCUACAGCAGCUGGUUCACCGGCCAACAGCACUUGGGUCCCGCCGCGCAUAUUGAUAACCACGGCAAAAUCGCGUGCUGCGGAGCGUUCCGGAAUAUCUCGCGGUUUGGCGCGGAACAAUGUCUACAAUUCGGGCAGUACGUCGGAGGAGCUCACGGC